AGAUAAGCAGCUUGGAUGAAAAAGAUAUCCUUGUUCUGCGUCUUGACUUGACUGAUAGAAGCUCUCAUGAAGCUGCCACCAACAGUGUCCUUAAGCAUUUUGGCAAGAUUGAUGUUUUGGUCAACAACGGUGGACGUUCCCAGCGCUCCUUGUUUGUGGAUACAAACCUGGAUGUCUACAGUGCCAUAAUAGAGCUCAACUACCUGGGUACAAUCUCUUUAACAAAACAUGUCCUGAAUCACAUGAUCCAAAGGAAAAAAGGAAAGAUAGUUACUGUGAGCAGUGUGAUGGGUAUCAUGGGAGCUCCCCUUGCCUCUGGGUACUGUGCCAGCAAGCAUGCUCUGCAGGGCUUUUUUAAUUCUCUUCGGACUGAGCUGACUGACUACCCCGAUAUCAGUAUUAUCAACAUAUGCCCAGGGCCUGUACAGUCCAAGAUUAUACAAAAUGUCUUUACGGAGAAUCUUGCAAAGUCCAUAGAGAACAGCGGUGAUCAGUCCCACAAGAUGCCAACCGACCGCUGCGUCCGGCUCACCCUGGUGAGCACAGCCAAUGACCUGAAGGAGGCUUGGAUCAGCGACCACCCCUACCUGGCCGUUUGCUACCUCUGGCAGUACGCGCCCACAUGGGCAUGGUGGCUGAUGAACAGGAUGGGCAAGAGGAGGAUACAGAACUUUAAGAGUGGAAUGGAUGCUGAUGCCUCUUAUUCAAGAAAGAAGAAGUAAGGAGAAGCGUGUACAAAACCCUGUUGCUCUUGUGCUAAGGUGGAGAAACUGUUUUCAUAUUGUGUGGCUGCAAGCAGCAGCUCUUUUUUUUUAUCUGUUGUAUCUUUGUCAUCAUGUAAC
Messenger RNA from Nestor notabilis (Kea), 842 nucleotides. It is a transcript of the gene DHRS7, whose product is annotated as dehydrogenase/reductase (SDR family) member 7. Gene Ontology annotation, molecular function: oxidoreductase activity. The record is from RefSeq and is a predicted model, not a curated record. NCBI's taxonomy places the organism in Eukaryota, Metazoa, Chordata, Aves, Psittaciformes, Psittacidae. The transcript is spliced from 5 exons. The annotation marks the transcript as partial.